Emys orbicularis (European pond turtle) is the source of this 1131-nucleotide messenger RNA. It is a transcript of the gene C1QTNF4, whose product is annotated as C1q and TNF related 4. The transcript has a single exon. Lineage: Eukaryota; Metazoa; Chordata; Testudines; Emydidae. Bases 1 to 1131 code for a protein of 376 amino acids. Gene Ontology annotation, molecular function: protein binding. The record is from RefSeq and is a predicted model, not a curated record.
AUGAUGAUGGCCCUGAAAGCUAAACUUCUGUUUAGCUUCCUCUGCCACAUGGCCUGUACCCUUGUGUAUGGCUACCCCACCGAUCCUGGGACUGAGUUCCGCUCUGCUUUCUCUGUGGCUAGAACCAGCAGCAUGGAAGGGAGCGUUGAGAUGGUCAUCACCUUUGACAAGGUCUAUGUGAACAUUGGCAGUGACUUUGAUCCCAAGGCUGGGUUGUUUAGGUGUCGGAUCCCUGGGGCCUAUUACUUCUCCUUCACGGUUGGGAAAUACCCCAAGAAAAACUUGUCUGUCAUGCUGAUGAGAAACAAGAAUGAGGUGCAAGUGAUUGUGUAUGAUGAGCAUCACCGUAAGGAGCGGAAGGUGGCUAGCCAGAGUGCCAUGCUGCAGCUGGACUAUGGAGAUACAGUCUGGCUGCGUUUACAUGGGGAUCCCAAGUAUGCCCUCUACAGCAAUGUGGGCCCAUACACAACUUUCAAUGGGUAUCUCAUCUAUCCAGAUACUUCUGCCUACUUCCAAAAUGGUGUGAUCUCUCAGGAGCUGGGGGGAGCUGCAGGGCUGCCCCAUCCAGCUAUUCAUCAACUUUCAGGAGAGCAGAACGAAGCCUCAGAGGGACACAUGUUGUCCGAUCAGCCCGCCAGAGAACGAGAUCCUCGCUCUGCAUUUUCUGUUGCUCGUUCACAAAGCCUCCUGGGAACAGAUGAGAAGCAAACCCAGCAUGAGCCAAUCACAUUUGACAUAGAGUUUGUGAACAUUGGAAGGGAUUUCAAUUCCUCAAGUGGCAUCUUCUUGUGCCGCGUGCCAGGCGCAUAUUACUUCUCCUUCACCAUUGGCAAAAUGCCUUUUAAGACCAUGUCAGUGAAACUUAUGAAAAACCACAAUGAGGUCCAGGCCAUGAUCUAUGAUGACAACCACUCCAAGAGGCGGGAGAUGCAGAGCCAGAGCAUUAUGUUACCUCUGCACUACGGAGACACUGUCUGGCUCUACAGCCACCAGCAUGAUGGCUACGGUGCCUACAGCAACCAUGGCAAGUACAUCACCUUCACAGGAUUCCUUAUCUAUCCGGAGGCUCAGCCAAAGCCACCCCCAAGUCCCAGUUCCCCCACGAGGUCAAAAAUCCAAAUGCAGGUGUGA